Messenger RNA from Apis cerana (Asiatic honeybee), 1119 nucleotides. RefSeq lists its product as uncharacterized. NCBI's taxonomy places the organism in Eukaryota, Metazoa, Arthropoda, Insecta, Hymenoptera, Apidae. The record is from RefSeq and is a predicted model, not a curated record.
AUGCCAAUUGCAUGGACCGAAAGUUUAACAUUGAGAUUAGUAACUCUUUAUAGUAAACACGAGUGUUUAAGAAAUCCUUUUCACCCAAAUUUUAGAAAUAAACUAUAUCGUUACAAAGCUUACAAAGAGAUCGUGAAUUCUAUGAACGUUUGUGGUUUAACAGUUUGUGAUUGUAUCAAAAGGAUUACUUAUGUAAAAGCUCAAUAUUGUUAUGAAUUGUCUAAAAUUAGUGCUGCGAUAUCUUGUGAGAAAUUUUACAGUCCAACAAUGAGCUGGUUUCCAAUAGUACACCAAUUAUUCUUUCCAUUUAUAGCAACGUAUAGUGAUACUUGUGAGAAAUAUGAUGAUAAAAGAGACACAUUUAGAAACUACUGUGAUGAAAUACGCGAUCAAUACAGAAUACAUUCAAAUUCUGUAGAACAAAGAAUAUUAAAUAAGGAUUGUAAUUAUUCAUAUGCAACUUGUUAUUGUGAUAAAUCGAAUAUAAUUAAACCUCGUACUCGUAUCAAAAAAGUAGAAAAAUUUUUUAUCCCGGAUGAACAUGAGGAAAUUAUUACUUCGCAACCUACAGAUUGCAAAAAUUAUUUACAUAUGCAAAAAAUAACUCGAAUUGAUGUUGCUAAUAAUACCAAGAAAAAUAUCAAUACAGAGCAUGCAACUCAAACCGAAAUCUCUUAUUUCAAAACUGCAUGUACAACUUGCCAAGUGUGUAUAGAAAAUGAAUCUAACACUGCAAAUCUGAUGACUAUAAUGAUGAAAAAUGAUCCGAAAGAUAUUGAUGGUAUAGAUUAUAUUUUGACAGAAAAUGAUAUUAAAGAGGCAAGGAAAAUCGAUGAGUUUGAUAUGUUCGGCAAGAGUAUUGCAUUUCAAUUGCGAAAUAUAAGUUUCGAAGUUGCUAUUAAAUUAGAGAAACAUAUACAAGAUCUAAUUGCUCAAGAACGUCUGGAUAAUAUGAAAUCAAGAUAUUUGGAUUGUUAUACAUCUUCAACUUGUAGUGAAUGUACACUAUUACAUAAGGAAAUUACUUGUAGCUGCGGUCUUCCAGUUAUCAAAAUUAAGACCGAUUCUUCUUAUGACUUCGAUUGUAAACAAUGGAAAUAAAAAUUUACGAAUUAUUUA